This is a messenger RNA of Lathyrus oleraceus (garden pea), 1062 nucleotides long. RefSeq lists its product as uncharacterized. Bases 1 to 1062 code for a protein of 353 amino acids. The record is from RefSeq and is a predicted model, not a curated record. NCBI's taxonomy places the organism in Eukaryota, Viridiplantae, Streptophyta, Magnoliopsida, Fabales, Fabaceae. The transcript is spliced from 2 exons.
AUGGGUCAACUCGUUGAAGCCAUACAAGCUUUGGCUAGAGGACAAGAGGAGAUGUGUCAGGCUAAUCUGAGAGUUGUCGCUGCUAACCCUGUUAUUAUGAUAAUACCAAUGAAUCCACUAGAAGGAGUUGGUACACCUGUCGAUGCUUUCUUCACUACAAGGGCCGAUUCAGUAUAUGAUUCUUUUGGUCCUUCUUCUGCUGACCUCGAACGAAGCUUCCAUAUGAUGGAAGACAAAUUAAAGGCAAUAGAAGGUCUCAAUACUUUUGGGUUAGAUGCCGCCGACAUGUGUCUAGUGCAAGGCGUGAACAUUCCUCAUAAAUUCAAGGUUCCAAACUUUGAAAAGUAUCAAGGGAUCACCUAUCCGAAGACCCACAUCCGAGCUUUUUGCAGAAAGAUGGCUGCUUAUUCUGACGAUGAGAAACUCUUAAUGCACUUUUUCCAGGACAGUCUUAGUGGGGCUUCUCUAGAAUGGUAUAUACAGCUUGAGCGCACGCAUAUACGAACCUGGAGAGAGCUUGCUGAAGCCUUCCUAAAGCAUUAUCAGUAUAAUCCAGACAUGGCUCCCAAUCGGACUCAGCUCCAAAGUCUUGCUCAGAAGCCAGAAGAAUCAUUCAAGGAAUAUGCUCAAUGUUGGAGGGACCUAGCUGCCAGGGUUCAACCUCCUCUUCUUGAAAAAGAAUUGGUAGGUAUGUUCAUGGACACCCUUCAAGGGCCACACAUUGAUAGGAUGAUUGAAAGCGCUGCCUCAGGAUUCUCAGACCUGGUCACCGCUGGGGAACGAAUCGAUAACUUUCUAAAGAUCGGCAAUAUACAAGAUAUAGCCGCCGCGGCUAGUGUAGCAAAGAAAUCCCAUUCCGGACCCCCAAAAAAGAAGGAAGGGGAGACCAAUGCUGCCAGAAUAGCCAAAAGAGAAGCUGAAGCCUACCAAAUGCCAUACUAUUCGGUGGCAGCAAUAACACUGAAUUCGUAUCAGCAGUCGACGUAUGCUAUCCCAACUGGUCCUCCAGCAGUGCAAUAUCAACAACCUUAUGCUCCUCAGCGACCUUUUGCUUCGCAAUAA